AUGCCUAAGAAUAAAGGUAUAGGAGGUAAAAAUAGACAUAGAGGUAUGAAUGAAAAUGAAUCUGAGAAGAGAGAGCUGGUGUUCAAAGAGGAUGAACAAGAGUAUGCUCAGGUAAUCAAAAUAUCAGGAAAUGGACAAUUAGAAGCAAUGUGUUUUGAAGGUAUAAAGAGGUUAUGUCACAUCAGAGUGAAAUUGAGAGAAAAGGAUAACAAAGCUGAUGUAAUUUUAAACUACAAUGCAGAUGAAGCUAGAAGUCUGAAGGCAUAUGGUGAGCUUCCAGAGCAUGCUAAAAUCAAUGAAACAGAUACUUUUGAUCCUGGUGAUCAUGAUGAAAUCCAGUUUGAAGACAUUGGAGAUGAUGAUGAUGACAUUGAUGGUAUCUAA
Molecule: messenger RNA, 384 nt
Organism: Choloepus didactylus (southern two-toed sloth)
Lineage: Eukaryota; Metazoa; Chordata; Mammalia; Pilosa; Megalonychidae
Product: eukaryotic translation initiation factor 1A, X-chromosomal-like
Exons: 2
Coding region: 1-384 (127 amino acids)
Biological process (GO): translational initiation
Cellular component (GO): cytoplasm
Molecular function (GO): RNA binding; translation initiation factor activity
Source: RefSeq, a predicted model, not a curated record